ACUGUCACGUGACCCGCGGCGAGGCCGGCUGAGGUCGAGCUGGGUUUUGUGUGUGGGGUGCCGCGGCCAGCCGAGGGCUCGGUGUGGCUUCCGGCCCUUCUCCUGCCGCGGGCCACUCGGAGGCACGUGCAGGGCGGGGAAGGCUUGCCCCUCCUCCUGUGGGCCCGCGGCUCUCCAGUCCGAGAACGAGGCACACUUUUUCCAAAUCCUGAAGUAGUGAUUCUCCCCCCUCGCCGCCAUGUUGGUGCCCGAGCGCGCCCGCGAGAUGCUAGUGGGUCUGUAUCGCGAGAUCUCCCGGCUCUCGCGGGACCUUGUUGGCAGAGCGGUUGUGCUGGAUGGCGGAUCCCCGGGUUCCGGGGACCUGGGACCUGCAACUCUUUUCCUGCAGGCAAGUGGUCAGGGAGGGGCCGGGGCGCGCGCCCGGCCUCCGGGAGCCUUGCCGCGCGCGCCGCCCGGUCGCCGGCGGCUGUGCGGACUGGCCGUCGGGCGCUGCGCUCCUCCCGCCCCCAGGCGCCCGCCACCUGCCGACAGCUCCCCCGCCGGCCCCGCGGCCAGCCCGCCCCGGCCGCCGGCACUGCCCGCUCUGCCGACGUGCCAGUUUUUGCCCAGUUACCCUUUUCUAAAGCAUUCCAGCCCUGUUUCCUCUUCUGUCGCCUCACAGAACGCCGGGCAUCUCUCCGUGUGUCUGGGCAUCACUUAGUUACUCACUUGGCCAUUGAGAAGUUCUCAGUGCCCUGGCUGUUGACAGUAGCUUUUGGCAAUGUUUGGAAUCCCCUUCUUCCCUGACAGUAUCUGAGAUAACAAGUUGUGCUAGUGCAUCUGUAUAAAUAAUUCCUGAAGUCUCAGUGUAACAUGGACAUUAACAGUGAUGACACAUAAACACAGAUGCUUGGGAAUUAAGUACUAGGCGAAACACUUCAAAAGAGAGGCGUUUAAGAGGUUCUAGUAUUCUCCGAGGUUGAAGCCGAGAGCCUGAAGCUUAAGCGCUAUUGUAGAUCAUAGCUUCAUCUCCUUCAGGAUAGAAGGAAAAGAAAGACUAUUUCCACAAUGAUAGAUCUUUGGUUAUACAGGUUUCCCAAUGAGUGGAUCAUGAUGACCGUAUGGUAGGGACUUGCCAUAGUAUGGCUGCUUCCCGAUCUACUCGUGUUACAAGAUCAACAGUGGGGUUAAACGGCUUGGAUGAAUCUUUUUGUGGUAGAACAUUAAGGAACCGUAGCAUUGCUCACCCAGAAGAGAUCUCUUCUCAUUCUCAAGUACGAUCAAGAUCACCAAAGAAGAGACCAGAGCCUGUGCCAGUUCAGAAAGGAAAUAAUAACGGAAGAACUUCUGAUGUAAAGCAGCAGAGUGCUCGAGAAGCAUGGGUCAGCCCUAGGAAAAGAAGACUUUCCUCUUCAGAGAAGGAUGACCUAGAAAGGCAGGCUCUAGAGAGCUGUGAAAGAAGGCAGACAGAGCCGGCACCCCCAGUCCUGAAGAACAGUAAACGCUGCCUUAGAGCUGAAGCCACAAACAGUUCAGAAGAAGAUUCACCUAUAAAACCAGACAAGGAGUCAGUAGAACAGAGGAGGACAGUAGUGGACCAUGAUGCAGAGUUUCAAGGGACUAAACGAGCUUGUCGAUGUCUUAUAUUGGAUGAUUGUGAGAAAAGGGAAAUUAAAAAGGUGAAUGUCAGUGAGGAAGGGCCACUUAAUGCUGCCGUAGUAGAAGAAAUCACAGGCUAUUUGACUGUCAAUGGUGUUGAUGACAGUGACUCAGCUGUUAUAAACUGUGAUGACUGUCAGCCUGAUGGGAACACUAAACAAAAUAGCACUGGUUCUUAUGUGUUGCAGGAAAAAUCAGUAGCUGGAAAUGGGGAUUCAGAAACCCAGACUCCAAUGUUCUUUGGUAGUAGAAAGGAGGACAGUUGUAUAGACCGUCUCGUGCCUUGCACAAAGUCAGAAGUGCAGGUCAAGUUGGAGGACCACAAACUAGUAACUGCCUGUCUCCCUGUGGAACGUUGUAAUCAGCUGACUACCGAGCCAGCAUCGGGCCCUGAAAUUCAGUCAUCCUUAAGAGAUUCUGAGGAGGAAGUAGAUGUGGUGGGAGAUAGCAGUGUCUCAAAAGAGCAGUGUGAUGAGAACAGCAGUGACCCUCUGGACACAGACACUGAAAACAUGCCAGUCUCUGCAGAGCCAGAGCUGUCCUCUGUGCUAGACUGUGCUUCGGCUCAAAUGACAUCUUUAUCUGAACCUCAAGAACACCGAUAUACCCUGAGAACUUCACCUCGAAGGGCUGCUCCGACCAGAGGUAGUCCCACUAAAAACACUUCUCCUUGCCGAGAAAACGGACAGUUUGAGGAGAAUAAUCUCAGUCCCAGUGAAACAAAUACAACUGUUAGUGGUAAUGUAAGUGAGUCUCCCACAAAUCCUGUUGAGAUUUCUCAGAAUGAGAAGGUUCUCUGUUGUGACUCUGAAAACUACGGAAGUGAAGGACUGAGUAAGUCACCCUCAGAGGCCAGAAUGAAUGUUGGACAUUUGCCAUCUGCCAAAGAGAGUGCCAGUCAGCACACUGCAGAAGAGGAAGAAGAUGACCCUGAUGUUUAUUACUUUGAAUCAGAUCAUGUGGCACUGAAACACAACAAAGAUUACCAGAGACUGCUACAGACCAUUGCUGUCCUUGAGGCUCAGCGUUCUCAAGCAGUCCAAGACCUGGAAAGUUUAGGCAGACACCAGAGAGAAGCACUCAAAAAUCCUAUUGGAUUUGUGGAAAAACUUCAGAAGAAGGCCGAUAUAGGGCUUCCAUACCCACAGAGAGUUGUUCAGUUGCCUGAGAUUGUGUGGGACCAGUAUACCAACAGCCUUGGGAACUUUGAAAGAGAAUUUAAAAAUCGCAAAAGACAUACUAGGAGAGUUAAGUUAGUUUUUGAUAAAGUAGGCUUGCCUGCUAGACCAAAAAGUCCUUUAGAUUCUAAGAAGGAUGGAGAGUCCCUUUCUUACUCCAUGUUGCCUUUGAGUGAUGGUCCAGAAGGCUCCCAUAAUCGUCCUCAGAUGAUAAGAGGUCGCCUGUGUGAUGACACCAAACCUGAAACAUUCAACCAGCUGUGGACUGUUGAGGAACAGAAAAAACUUGAACAGCUUCUCCUGAAAUACCCUCCUGAAGAGGUAGAGUCUCGGCGGUGGCAGAAGAUUGCAGAUGAGCUGGGCAACCGGACAGCCAAGCAGGUUGCCAGUCGUGUACAGAAGUAUUUCAUAAAGCUAACUAAAGCCGGCAUUCCAGUUCCAGGCCGAACACCUAACUUAUAUAUAUACUCUAAAAAGUCUUCAACAAGCAGACGACAGCACCCUCUUAAUAAGCACCUCUUUAAACCUUCCACUUUCAUGACAUCACAUGAGCCGCCAGUGUAUAUGGAUGAAGAUGAUGACCGGUCCUGUUUUCAUGGCCACAUGAACACUGCUGUGGAAGAGGCAUCCGAUGAGGAAAGCAUUCCUAUCAUGUAUAGGAGUUUACCUGAAUAUAAAGAACUAUUACAGUUUAAAAAGUUAAAAAAGCAGAAACUUCAGCAAAUGCAAGCAGAAAGUGGGUUUGUGCAACAUGUGGGCUUUAAGUGUGAUAACUGUGGUGUAGAGCCUAUCCAGGGUGUCCGGUGGCACUGCCAGGAUUGUCCUCCAGAAAUGUCUUUGGAUUUCUGUGAUUCUUGUUCAGACUGCCCACAUGAAACAGAUAUUCACAAGGAAGACCACCAGUUAGAACCUGUGUAUAAGUCAGAGACAUUCUUAGACAGAGACUACUGUGUGUCCCAGGGCACUAGUUAUAGUUAUCUUGACCCCAACUACUUCCCAGCCAACAGAUGACAUGGAAGAGUGUCAGCACUAGUUCUCGCCAACACAGCAAUGGCCUCAUUGUUGAUGGGGUGCUCAGUUUGGACACUCACAGCAUGAGAGCUCCCCGAGUGUUCUCGUCAAGUACAGCUCUGCACCGUGUGGCUGUAGAUCAGCAGCUGAACAUUCCUGGUGAGCUGAGAGUUUCCCUGGUGAAAUUUUCACCACCACUCUAAAGCCGUGUAGGUGGUGAUCUUAAAUGGGUGAGAUGGAAUCGAGAACACGCAUUCAUGCGUGAGUAAAUUCCAAAGGUUUCAAAGACCUCAGUCAUAACAUGAUGGUGAAAGACAAAGUAUUUCUAUUAAAUCAGUUCAGUAGCUUUCAGUUUUGUGAAAAUAGUUGUCAGCGCAGAAACUGACUUAUAGACGAAGUUUUAACCAGUGAUGGUGUUUGCUUCUAGGAUGUGUACUCUAAAAGAACUCACUGUCCGGUGGUCACUGAGGGCCUUUAGUAGACUGGAGCUGCUUAACGGUUUGAUACCUAACUUUUAAUCACGAUGAACAACUGUUCUUACCAAAAGCAAAGCACGAGGUAGCUGUGCUUUGCUUCUGUAACCAGCUCAUGGGGUGUGGAUGUCAUGAAGUUGUCACGCAGAUAUAUUUUUUAAAUGUCAUGUUAUAUAAGAUGAUCAUGUGAUGUGUACAGACGAUGGUGAAAAGUGCCAGUGGUAGUAACUGUGUAAAGUCUGAUUCACAACAUUAACCCUUUAAUACACAGCCUUCUGCCUCUGUAUUUGGAGUUGUCAGUACAACUCGUCAAAGAAAACUGCCUAAUAUAAAAAUCAUAUAUAUGGUGAUAAUUUUUCCCUCUUUUGUAGUCUGCACAAGGUCCAUAAAAGAUUGUAUUUUUAUUACUAUUUAAUGAGUGAUUAAAUGUAGUCUGCACAGUGAGCAAGAGUUCACAAGCAUUCUUUUAUACUGCUGGAUUUUGUUGUGCAUCAUUUAAAACAUUUUGUAUGUUUCUUAUCUGUGUAUACAGUAUGUUCUUAAAUAAUGUUCAUUUGUCGGGAGAACUGUGAGAAAUAAACUAUGUGGAUAUGUUUGUUUAUAUUAUAGAAUGCUUGUUGUGGCUUCCUUUUUCAACAAGUGUUAAAACUAGAAUUUAUGACUUCAAAGUCUGUUUUUCAUCUGUAUUUGCUUUCUGUUCUUUAUAAAGGGUGAAGACUGUAUUAUGGAAAAGAGCUUGCUGCCUGAUAGAGGUGUCAGUGUUCUCCCCACAGCAGAGGUGCUCACUGAUAGCCAGAUGUGGAACCCGAGUAUAAGCCAGAAAUUCUACUCGAGUAGUCUGUCCUGACAAAACUAAGUCCCUAUGUUUAGAAACAGGUGGUUUCCAAAAAUUAUCAACUGGGAAAAGAUAGUAUGUUCUAUAGUGGAUUAAGUAAGUAUUAUACUAGUCUUGUUUUUAACAUUGUUUGUUUUUCCUGUUUUUAAGUUCAGGGAACAUUAUUUACUAAUUCUUUUCAAUACUUGGCAAGGCAUUAAAAUCUACCCUGAAUUUUUUUAAUUAAGAAAAAAUACAGAAUUUUAAUAUGGAAAUGAGAAGUUUAAAUAAUAUAUUGAUUAUGUAUCACUGGUCAUAUUGAUGCAGUCUAUUGUACUCAGAAAGAAAAGUUGACAGGCUUUUAUCUCUGGGUCAUUAGUGAAGGAGAGACAGUUAAAAUAGGUGUCUCUCUACUGUGUGCUCAGUGCACAUGUCAGAGGGCUGCCUUCCAUCUGUCUGUACAGAAAUAGUGCCAGAUGGUUUUGGAGAGCAGCUCAUAUCUAUCCAGAAAUCCCAUAAAGCUUGAACUACACUUCAGAAGGAGAUAUGAGUGAUAACAUCAGCAGAGUACACAAUUUUAAGACUGAGGUAGUAAUGAGGUUUUUUUCCUCUUUGAACAGAAGAUGUGUUUUGGAUUUUUCUGCUCUAAGCACAUCGUCCCUGUGGCUUGGUGGGAAUGCUUUCUUGUGUUUAUUUGAGGGUUGUAGAAGUGGGCAGUGCUCUUCUUGGUGAGCAGACCUUCCAUCUGUCUGAGAGUUGUGCUUGAGAAGCAGUGUAGUCAAGUGCUUUAGUAGGUCUCAUGGCAUAUGAUGCUCAAGGAGUUUGCUACUAAUAACACACCAUAAACCAUUGCUCUGAUGUUAGGGAGAGGCACCAAUAGCACUUACUGUGCCCCACAGCUCAUUGGAGUCACAACCCAGUGAGGCUUGUUCAUUGAUUUCUCUGUUUUUGUAGGAGACCUAGCCAGAGAGAAAUUAAAUGCCUCACCUAAGGGUCAUAUUGUUAGUGAAGUGAUGAGAUUUGUCUGUAAGAUUUAUCCCUGUGUUUUGUUUGGUUUCCCAGGCAAGAAUACCCCUACUGUCAAGUACUCUGUGUUUUCCAUGCCUUUUUUUCUUGUAUAUUGCUAGAGUACAGACCUGAGCCCAUGGCUACAUUUGUAACAUGAGAGAGAGGCCUGUGUGUGGCUUGAGAGUGCACCAGAGUGCCCCACCACUGUGACUCACAGGAAUACACAUGCAUCUCCAUUGCCUUCCCCAGCCCCAUAGUAUUCCUUGACUUCUCUUCUUCCUUUGAUUUACAGUGAAUCACAGAACACAGUUGACUGAGGAACAGUUGUAAAGGCUGGCAGAAAGUGGCAUACCGCUGUAAUAGCUAAGUAUUGUUUUGUGAACUUUCCCAGAUAGCCGUGUGAGAUAUGCUGAAUGAACUUUCUUACUGUGGAUAGCCAAGUUUAAACCUGUUGCUGUGGGUGCACUGGAGGGAACAGGCGUCUCCAGUCCAUUGUCCUUUGUAAGCUCUAAGGUCUUGGUUUUCCGUGGAAGAGUUAGUUACUGCUGUUCAUAGGAUCUCAGAGAAAACCCAAACCCACUGCCUUGCUUACCUGUGAAAUGGAUUGAUUUCUGAGAGGUGUGUCGCAUGGAGCUUCUUGAGAAUGCAGUCUGUGUCUGUGUCUCUAGGCUCUGACAUUUUAACAGAUUCUCUACAAAUACUUGUUGGUUAUAUGACCCAGUGUUUUGGAAAGUUACACUCUUUUCUUUAGAAGGUAGUGGGGCCCAAUACAUGAGGUGCCAGUAACUCUUCGAAAGCCUGUCUCAGGAGGUCCUUUGACAUGCCCUAGAGGACAGCCUCUGCAUCCAACUUGUAGGAUGUAGUUCAGCCAGUCAGAUCAUUCAUCGUGGGUGUGACUCUCAUGUUUGCAGUGACAUUUUGGGUCUUAGUCACAGUUGGGGAAGUGGUAUACCUGUGAUUGAGUUCUAGGAACAAUACUAACUGAAUGUAAUGGAAAAUGGAAGGCCCUGAGAAUUAAAACCUGUUAGUUCUCAGUAUAACAGAUAUGUUGGGGACUCCUGCAAUAGAAAAUCCAGGCCUUUGUGGAGCUUAUAAACUUAACACAGAAGACAACAAUAUGCAAAUAAACUUAAAUAUCCCUUAAUUAAAUAAAAGUAAUAUUUGAGGAAAAAUAAUAGGACUGUGAAGAGCAUUGCCAUUUUAGGUUAAAUGGGCUGAGAAACUCUCAUUGGUAAGGGUAAUCAGUUUGGCAUAUGGGAACAAGCUGUGUGGACCAGCUGUAGGGAAAGGCAAGAGGCUGCCAGUGGUAAGGGCCCAGAGCCAGUGAAGAACUUGGUUUGCUCAGGCAGCUUUGAAGACAGGCAUUGUGGCUUGAGCCAAAUGGAGGAGAGGGAGGGUCCAGUUGAUGGUGUCAGGGAGGGCACAGCUUGAACAUAGGUCAUAGCCAGGGAGUUUACAUUUGUGUUCUGAAGUUGUCCACAUACAUGCACAACCUUUUGCUAGGCAGAAAAUGCUAAGGUCCUUUCAUGUUUUAAAAUCCUAUGACUUCAACAUACUGGUGCCACUUGAGUCAUUCACAAGAGCAGUGUGUGUUUUAGUUGUUCUUUGGAAAACUGAUUUGCAUUCCCAGGUACUGAUUUCUGUUGGAGUUUUCCAAAGUAGCUGCCAACUCCCCUGUGGAACCCCGGGCUGGCUUGCCUAUGUGUCUGCUGCCUCAUUUCCUCAUCCAGAGCUGUGGGCACAGUGUUUGCCACUGUGUGUGUUUUGUGUUUGGAGUCACUUGUUAACAUUUUUACCCUGUAGCAGCACUUUCCACCUGUGCUCAGAUACUCAUAUUCCCUAUCAAGAGUGCGACAGCUUGGGGUAAUGUAAGCAGCUGACAGCUGUGGGAAUUUGGGAACAGGAUGUACCCUUUCUGGUAAUAGAGGCCUAAUUGUAACCAAAGAAACUUAAUUUCUUGUCUAGCACACACUGACAUUUCUGUUUAGAAACAGUGCUAGGAGAAAAGAAAUACGAAAAUGACCAUGUAUCAUGAAUAUAUUAACAAUUUCUCUGUAAUAGCUCAGAUCUGGUCUAUGGCCAAAGUUCAAACCAUAUAAGUGGAUCAUAAUUUUAAAUUUCGACUGUGUUUGUUUCUGUUUGGAUGAAAGCUUUCAGAGGCUUUCCAGAGUGAUGUGAGUUACAAAUAAAUAGAGAAAGAGUUA
Molecule: messenger RNA, 8326 nt
Organism: Onychomys torridus (southern grasshopper mouse)
Lineage: Eukaryota; Metazoa; Chordata; Mammalia; Rodentia; Cricetidae
Gene: Zzz3
Product: zinc finger ZZ-type containing 3
Exons: 14
Coding region: 1101-3827 (908 amino acids)
Molecular function (GO): zinc ion binding
Source: RefSeq, a predicted model, not a curated record